UCGGGCCCGCGGAAAUGGGCGAGCAUAAUCUCCUUAAUCCUGGGUUUGUGGGACCUUUGGUAAACAUCCACACGGGAGACACUUUUUACUUUCCGAAUUUUAGAGCAUCCGGCGGACAACUGGCGGGGCUACCUUCUCUCUCCUACCCAAGAAGGGACAAUGUGUGCUCCCUCCCGUGGAAUCCAACGGAGCACUGCAAUGGAUACCCUCAAUCUUACUUUGGAAGCCCUGUCCCCAUUAACCCUUCUUUCAACCGUUCGUGUGAAAUUACCCGGCAGGACGACGGCAAAUGCUACUACGGCAACGGCAGCAUCAACAGGGAGAACUGUUCGGAGAGCGCCGGCCUUAAACGAGAGGACAGGGCAAGGGACGCUUCCUCCAUGUCGUCCGAGCACGGACUUCACAGCGCGAUGGAAAACAGUGGUACCUUUUCUAAAUAUGACUAUGGGGCCCAGCAGCUGACCCAAGACCCACCAUCAUGUCAGUCCCUUGAAUCCGACUCCAGCUCGUCGCUGCUCAAUGAAGGUGGCAAGACCCCCGCCAGCGACGCACAGACUCUGGCGUCGCCGGGAAACCACGCAGGCAGCAUGGCUGCAGGAGGUGCCCCGUGGUACCCGAUCCACACCCGGACCCGCAAGAAACGCAAACCCUACUCCAAACUCCAACUAGCUGAGCUGGAGGGCGAAUUCAUGCUCAACGAAUUCAUCACGAGACAGCGACGGAGGGAGUUAUCCGACCGCCUCAAUCUUAGUGACCAACAGGUUAAAAUCUGGUUCCAGAACCGGCGAAUGAAGAAGAAAAGAUUGUUGCUAAGGGAACAAGCCUUAUCCUUCUUUUAGAGAGCAAAAAAUCGGAAUCAAUUAGCUAAUAUUAUAGCCUGCAUCUAUUGAUCAAAUGUAGCCUUCUGUUAAUAAAUAGCCUUCCUUAAUAACGUAUCACGAAGCAUGCACACAGAGAUCCACUGGAGAUCAAAGGCUAUAUACAACAUGAUAAAAAUGGAACACAUGGGUUCGUAAAGCGCCACAUUCAACAGCACAGUUGACCAAAUACCAGCACAUAAGGUUUGUUAUCGGUUCUGUACAGUCUGUUGGAAGCAGUGGACUGAAUCCUCACUGCGGGCGACAUCCAAAUGCGAAACGGUUCGCAACCGUACAGUUACCAAAAUGACGCCCCCCCCCCAACACACACACACACAC
This is a messenger RNA of Anguilla anguilla (European eel), 1196 nucleotides long. Its product is annotated as homeobox protein Hox-C12a-like. Bases 15 to 839 code for a protein of 274 amino acids. Gene Ontology annotation, biological process: regulation of DNA-templated transcription. Gene Ontology annotation, molecular function: sequence-specific double-stranded DNA binding; DNA-binding transcription factor activity, RNA polymerase II-specific. The transcript is spliced from 2 exons. The record is from RefSeq and is a predicted model, not a curated record. NCBI's taxonomy places the organism in Eukaryota, Metazoa, Chordata, Actinopteri, Anguilliformes, Anguillidae.